AGACAGAGAUGUGAGAAUGUAAUUUCCUCACAAGCAGUAAGCAGCAGCUAAUUGUCAAUUACACCACUUCUAGACCCACCAUCUGUGGAGGUAGUCUGAGAGUUGCCAUUGAGAUUAUUCUUCAUCCCAGGGCUGCCUCGGUGUGGGGCAGUGUUUAAUUCUCUCGGUCUUGUUCUUAAAGUCCCAGUGAAACAAGUAGGAGUUUUGCUUUAUGUUGAUAUAUGUGUAGCACUGAUGUAUAGCUGCUCCCUGAUGACAUUUAGUACUGGUGCCUGAGACUGCAUAAAUAAAUGACAUAAAAAUGGACUUGUGGCAUCAUUAGCUGCACCCCCAUUCCAAGGGGAGCCUUCAGCAAGCCUGUGUGUCUAAUUGGAGCUGACAAAGAGCAGAAUAACACAUGGAGACCUCCAGAGCUAAUGAAUCUGUGCCAAAUUCAGCUCUCUGUUGUACUGGUGUAAAGUUAGAUAAGCUGUGCCUGCAGGGGGGGGUUAUACCAGAUUUACUUCAUGUUUACACCUGUGUGCUGCAAUCGGUGGCAGGCGGCAUGCCCUAGGCUCCUUAGCGAGUGUCUUUCCAUUGCUUCUGACUUCAGCAGACUCUGGAUCUGGCCUCGAUGGUUAAAAUAUAAUCGGAGUCCAGAGUGCAGAAAACAGAUUACAUGCCUGCUAUUGUAGUGCAAUACUUUCCAGAGCAAGCAUUAGCAGUAUGUACACAAGUGCCAGAUGAAUUAAGCUGGCAUUCCUGUUUUCAGCUCCAGUAGGAGAGGAUUGCUUUUAAACAACUCACGCCUGCUGUGCCGUGUCUGGAGUUGGAGCUGAGUGGUGCUGCUGGGAGGACGCAUGUGACAGAAGCCACAGUUGCAGGCUGCCCCAGCUGCCGAGGCCUGGCUGGCACUGGCAGUGUGCAAGGCCACCCCACCGAGCAGGCUCAGCAUGUCCCUCCGCGAGCACGCAGUGGCCCUCUUCCGCUGUGCGGUGGGCACCGUCCGGCCAGCUCCCAUGCUGAAGAGGGCUGUGAAGCUCCAGGGAGAUGGGGAGCCCCAGCUUCUGGUGAAGGGACAAGCCUUCCCAGUGAAGAGGAACGUGUACCUGGUGGGUUUUGGCAAAGCUGUGCUGGGGAUGGCCGCGGCAGCAGAAGAGAUCCUGGGAGACCACUUGAUCCGAGGGAUCAUCAAUGUGCCGAUGGGCAUCCAGGAGAGCCUGCGGCAAGCGGGAAUGCGGGAGAUGCUCCUGAAGCCACACAGCAAAAUCCAGGUGAUCGAAGGUGCCAAGAACAACCUCCCAGACCAAGAGGCUCUGAAGGGAGCAGCAGCCAUCCAGCAGCUGGCUGAGGGCCUGACUGCAGAUGACUUGCUCCUGGUGCUCAUCUCAGGGGGUGGAUCCGCCCUUCUGCCUGCUCCUAUCCCUCCCAUCGUUCUUGAAGAGAAGGAGAAACUCACAAAGAUGCUGGCUUCCCAAGGAGCUGCCAUACAGGAGCUGAACACCGUCCGGAAGGCUCUGUCUGUGCUGAAGGGUGGAGGGCUGGCCCGGAUCGCAUAUCCUGCACAGGUGGUAAGCCUCAUCCUUUCUGAUGUGAUCGGUGACCCCUUGGACAUCAUAGCAAGUGGGCCCACUGCUGCCAGCUCCCACAGCAUCCAAGACUGCCUUCAGAUACUGACCAAAUACAACCUGCUGCACAGCCUGCCCAAGUCAGUGGAAACAGUCCUGUCCAGGUCUCCCACCAAGGCCACUGCUCCAGAAGACUACUCCCACGUCUGCAACAUCAUCAUCGGAUCAAACACUCUGGCUUUAGAUGAGGCCAAAUGCCAAGCUGAGGGCCUGGGCUACACAACUCUGAUUCUGAGCACAGCAGUCCGUGGGGAGGUUGGCCAUGUUGCCAUGCUGUACUGCCAGCUGAUCCAGCUGCUCCACCUUGGUUUCACUGGCCUCGGAGAAGGGCCCCUGAGUGAUGGGGUCAGGAGAAACCUCCUGCAGCUGGCAGCAGAGCUAGAGAUCCCUGGUUUGGACCUUGCUGAGUUCCUGCAGGUCCUGAGAGGAUUAGGGCCCAGAAGACCAGUCUGCAUCCUGGCCGGCGGAGAAACCACGGUUCAGCUUCAAGGAACUGGCAAGGGAGGUAGGAACCAGGAACUGGCCCUGCGUGUGGCACUGAGGCUGUACAAGGCAUGGGCCAUGGAGACCAGCAGCCCCCCAGGGCACUGUGAGAUCAUCUUUCUUAGUGGGGGAACAGAUGGGCAAGAUGGGCCAACGGAAGCAGCAGGAGCCUUCUGCAGCCCAGAGCUGGUGGGUGAGGCACUGCAGGAGGGCCUUGAUGUGGAGGCCUUUCUCAGCAAUAAUGACUCCUAUACGUUCUUCAGCCAGUUCCGAGAUGGGCAUCACCUCCUGGUGACAGGCUUGACUGGCACCAAUGUCAUGGACAUCCAGGCUAUUUUAAUUAGAGACACAGAGAGAUCAUGAGAGCAACCUCUGCAGAUACCCAGAUGCUUUUAACAGGACCAGGGAUAAAUGGAAGCAUCAAUAAAUACUGCAGACAAAUGUAACCUGGUCACAUUAGGACCCUGGGGUCCUACUAUCUUUGACAGAAAGAAUCCACUAAUUAGACACGAGUGGAUAUCCACAGCAAAAGCAAGCACUUGUAACUGAUCAGAGGAAGGUAAGAGGGCACAUUACAGACACAAAGGCCAAAUUUGACAUUUCUGCCGAGAGCUGCCACUCUUGUAACCAUUUCAACUACAGUUAAAAGACCACAGGGAAACCUGAGGAGACACAGAGACCCCAAGCCCAGCAUGAUGCACACCCAGCAAAGGGGCACAUGGGCCAAGAGAUGUAUUUGAUACUGGACAGACAAUAAAAAAGCAGUGCACAGUGACAGUGUCACAGAGUGUGAUAUACCUGCACUGUACAGCAUAAGGAAGGGGACAAUUAAGGUGCAGUGGCAAACCAGCUGAGUGAAGGCCUUUUCCUCCAGCCUCCUUCCCCCUCCGCAGGGCAUCUUCUUUGCUGAUACCAGAUGUGAGAGCCUCCAUGCCAGCAGCGUGUAUGUGACCAGUUUUCAUGGUGUUGUUUUCCAGCUGCCUAGCAAAGAGUUGUGCAUUCAGCCUGAGCCACUGACCUUUCUUCUGUGCUGAGGCAGAAGUCGCUGUCACUCUGAUUAACUCUGCUAAUUCCACAGAACAAAAGGCAAGGAAACCUUCAUGCUCGUUUCUCCUGACCCACGCUGCUGAGCUGAUCAAAGGGCAAAACUGCUGGAGCUGCAUGUCGACAGGGAGCUGCUCCUCCACAUGUAUAAGGACGUGGUGGUUAUUGCAAUUUCAUCACCUACUGCAGUGCAGGAUGGGGGAGAGCAGAGAUGAGCUGCAUUUACCAGGACGCGGAGCCCACGGUGGGGCUGGAUUUCAGAAGGGCUCUGCCUGUAGCAACAGGCACAGUGAUGGUUUUGGCUGGAUAUUCAAAAGACUUCAGCUCAGCAGCCAGUAUGACCCAACAUGUCCAACUCCUUUUGAAUAUCUGCCUGUUGGUUGCAGAGCCUAAGUGGGAGCUGAGCGCCUUUGAAAAUCCAGCUCUGAUUUAAUAGGCCACACUUAUUCAGACAAACAGGCAGAGCAGCCUGCUCCGUGUGGCUGAUCUCAUCUUGUGACAUAAAUACACUGUCCUGCCAACACCCCGAGUCGUGGUGUCUCACUGAGCAGGCGUUCUACGCCCUGCUCCAGAAUGGAUUGGAGGGUGGAUUUCUGAGGAGAUGUGACACCUCCUGCGUCGAUUUCAAAGCCGGUAUGUAACAAUUAGGCAUAUCAGCAAGACCAUCACGGGGCCCAGUACUGAUGCCAGACUGGCAGCUUGACUGCCUGGGCCACAGCCCAGGCAUAGCAUCAAGGCAAAGCCUGGGGAUUUCAAAACGCUGGUGUUGCCCCAGUCGUUUAAACUCAUCCACACAUCUUAUUUGUCCUCUGAGUCUGAAGGUCUUCUGUAACAUGCCUGAACUUGCUCACUCUGGCAAACAGCUUAGAGAUCUGCUGGGGAAAACCUGCCAAGCUUUGUCAAGCUCGCCAUGCCCCUGUAAUGUCAGGUGGCAGUUGUGCAGGAGAAGGUCUGUGCCAUGCAUUUUUCUCUGGAGGCUGCUGGCAGGUUGCCUCUGCCAUGCCAGGCGUGCCAGCACUGUGGGGACACCGACACGCGCAGUGAUACAGCCAAAAAGUGUGGGAUGUGGCCAGGAUAUCUGUCCAAGGCUGGCUCCAAAUGGUUGCUAAUGCUGGCUGUCCAGUUCUGCUCCGGUGAAAUCCAGAGUGACUCCAAUUUCAGUCUGGCUUCUCCUGGGAAAAUGCCUCCCACGUGUACCUUGAGCAGUGUCCUUGCUUUCUAAACAGUGGCUUUUUACUAACAAUUAAAGAGGCAUUGGGGUGGAUAGAAGAAUAAUAAAUGGCUUGUUGAAAGGA
Molecule: messenger RNA, 4429 nt
Organism: Pogoniulus pusillus (Red-fronted tinkerbird)
Lineage: Eukaryota; Metazoa; Chordata; Aves; Piciformes; Lybiidae
Gene: GLYCTK
Product: glycerate kinase
Exons: 5
Coding region: 933-2453 (506 amino acids)
Biological process (GO): protein phosphorylation
Cellular component (GO): cytoplasm
Molecular function (GO): glycerate kinase activity
Source: RefSeq, a predicted model, not a curated record